AUCCGACAUUUCGAAUUCCUUGACUUGUUUAUAACUAGCCUUUUGAUAAUUUCUAUUGUAUUUUGCAACUCAUGGAUUGCAUUUGGUGAAAAUACCUUUGAUGUACUUAAAUAUGGUGCCAAAGGAGAUGGCAAAUCUGAUGAUACACAAGCCUUUGAGAAAGCAUGGAAUGAUUUAUGUGGAACAAAUCAAGGAACUCCAACCCUUGUUGUACCUGCUGGACAUACAUUUCUUGUGCAUCAAACAAUUUUCCAAGGUCCCUGCAAAUCUAAAAAUGUUCAUAUUAAGAUUGAUGGAACUAUACUAGCACCAUUGAGAAGUAACUGGGGUUCAUGUUCAAAAAGAUGGCUUCAUUUUCAUACUGUGCUUGGUAUGACAGUUGAUGGAUCUGGAGUGAUCAAUGGCAGGGGUGAAGAUUGGUGGAAAGAUGCUUUACUAUUUGAAAGAUGCGAUGGACUUCAAUUUAACGGGAUCACUCAAUUAAAUGGACCGGGAUUUCAUCUAUAUAUAGUCCAUAGCGAAGAUGUAACAAUCUCAAAUAUUAACAUAAGUACUCCAGCAUAUAGUCAUAAUACUGACGGAAUUGAUAUCUCAAACUCAAUUAGGGUUAAUGUUCGCGACUCUGCAAUACAAAGUGGUGAUGAUUGCAUUGCUAUCAAAGGGGGUUCACAAUUCAUCAACGUCACUAAAGUUACAUGUGGACCAACUACUCAUGGCAUUAGUAUUGGGGCUUUAGGGGAUGGUCAAGAUGAGGAAUUUGCAGAAAGUAUAAACGUCAAGAAUUGCACAUUCAAUGGAGCUUCUAGUGCAGUAAGAAUCAAGACAUGGCCGGGUGGAAAAGGAUACGUUAAAUCCGUUAUUUACGAUCAGAUCAUAGUCAAUAAUGUAGAUAAUCCUAUACAGAUUGAUCAACAUUACAUGAGAACUCCAGAAAAGAAAGACUCACUUAAAGUGAGUAAUGUAACAUUUAGUAAUAUUCAAGGAACAUGCAGUGGUGAAAACCCUAUUGUGCUAGAUUGUGCCAAGAUAGGGUGUGACAAUGUUAACUUGAAACAAAUCAAAAUUACACAAGUUGAUCCAAAGAAGCCAAGUAAAACAAUAUGCAAUAAUGUUAAAGGGACAAUAAAUGCUGAUGUUUCACCUCCCUUACACUGUGUACAAACGUAAAGCAGAUUGUGAUUUUCUGUAUUUCAUUGUAUAAUAACUUCCCGGAGCAGCUAUU
Vicia villosa (hairy vetch) is the source of this 1222-nucleotide messenger RNA. RefSeq names its product probable polygalacturonase At3g15720. Lineage: Eukaryota; Viridiplantae; Streptophyta; Magnoliopsida; Fabales; Fabaceae. The annotation marks the transcript as partial. Gene Ontology annotation, biological process: carbohydrate metabolic process. The transcript has 9 exons. Gene Ontology annotation, molecular function: polygalacturonase activity. The record is from RefSeq and is a predicted model, not a curated record.